Molecule: messenger RNA, 2107 nt
Organism: Diachasmimorpha longicaudata
Lineage: Eukaryota; Metazoa; Arthropoda; Insecta; Hymenoptera; Braconidae
Product: collagen alpha-1(II) chain-like
Exons: 4
Coding region: 74-976 (300 amino acids)
Source: RefSeq, a predicted model, not a curated record
CACCGGCUCCGAACCCCGGGGGAACGACAUUAUAAAGUCUCUUGCACGUACGUACGUUCGUACUAACGCGAAGAUGAAGUUGAGUGGAGUUGGUAUCGCAAUUAUUCUAUUCAUCGGUACAAUUAAUGACGUAGCAUUUGGGACUAAUGAUAUUGAUCAUGGAUCAAGUGGCAAAAAUCAAACGCCGGAGGAGCACACUAUUCUCCUUGAGUGCCAGCACUCGGACUAUCGGACUUACAUUAAAUGUCUGAAGAGGCACAAGCGACAUCACGAGCAUCAUGAUACAUCAGGCGGGGCCAGGAGCUGUUUCGACGAGUGUGGACUCGAUCUUUGCACAUCCACUCAAUGUGUCAAUCAAUGUCACACAAAAUGCAUGAAAAAAACUAAGGAAACCCGACAGUUAAUUACCACGUACGAAACUGUCUGCAAUGACAACGAUUGCACCUCGUCGGGGGGUUCAGGGACAUCGAGAGGUCCAAAUAUUACCACUAACAUCGAUAUCAAUAAUGUAAUCCACAAUCACGUGAAUACGACGGGACCGCAGGGGCCGCCCGGCACACCAGGGGGCGAUGGAGGGGGUGGGGGAGGACGAAAUGGAGGCACCCCAGGAGGUGCAGGAACGCCUGGAGGUGCUGGGAAACCCGGCGGUCCGGGGACACCCGGUGAUACAGGCACCCCUGGAGGGCCAGGAGGAUCAGGAUCGCCUGGAGGUGGAGGUGGUUGCGCAGGAGGCUAUGGAUACGGCUGUUUCCCACCCAUUUCAGUGGUUUCCACAGUCACAUUUGGUCUCGGACCCAUUGGUGGUUGCAUAAACUCCCAGAGUUGGCCUUGUAUCCAGCAAACACAACCAGGCGCUUUCGACUGUUCCCUCUGCACGAAUCCUUGGUACAAGUAUCAGUGCGAGGUAAAAUGCUACAACGUUCAAUUACCGGGAGCUCAGGGGUUAAGCCCGUCUCUUCGCCCCGUCAAUAUAUAACUAAUUUCAAGUGCGAUGGCGAAGAUAGAUGACACGACAUUAUUGGUCUUUUUGUUUCAUCCCCUCUUUUGCAAUAUAAAUAGAGUUGAUUGUUUUAUACUCAACGGACAACUGAACCCCUACGGACAUGUAUUCGCAAUGUCAGGUGUUCAGACAGGUGCUUCACGUGCUCGUUUGGGGACAGUUAUAACGAUAUAUUUGCAGUUCAUGAUGACACAGUAAAUAAUAGAAAUUUCCCUCGGUGAGUGGAAGGCUAACAGUUAUCUUGCACAAUUCAAUCACGCCGGUUUGAAGCUACAGUAUUCAUCGAGAAAUGUGACAUGUUACAGCAGACAAUAGAUACUCACAUAACUAAAUUAUUUGUGGAAUAACAUGUUUAAUUUCCUUCUUCGUUUUUUGAAGUUCAUAAAACCUCACUCUGAAUCAUAUAAAUACACAAAAAAAGUUUGAAAAUCAUAAGCGAAACUAAAACCGAGUGUUUGUUGUUGACAUCAAAAUUAAUUGCCUUCAGGUCAUUCCGAGGUGGCCACGUCAUUAUCACAGAUAAAAAAUUACUAAUUGUAAGACUUCCAAGGUUUUCCAUGUUUUUUAAAUCGUCAAAAAAUAUAUUAUUCGAAUUAAUAGGAAUGUACUCGCCUCAAAGCCAUUCGUGUAACUUUAGAACUGAGUUCAUCGACAUCAGAAAUUAUUUUGAGAUGACAACAUUGCAGCGAUGAUAACGUUGAUGACAAUACAAUCUGUGGGGUCUUGUACACAACUUGGAAUGUGGCUUUGUUCCACAGAAGUGACACGACGGUGAAAGGAAUGAAAUUCUGCAACAAUUAUGAGGAUCAACAUUUGAUCUUCAUUGCAGAGUUACAAGGGCAUGAAAGAUAGUAGUGAAGUCCGCACUUUCCUCGUUUAUGCCCUUAUUUCAGUGAAAAACCAUACCAUAAUUAUAACUUUUGCGCCUUCUUAUACUCCAAGGACGUUAUUACAACUGACUUUACGGGGGGAUAAUGGGGAAUAAAUGUACUUCCUCAUUGUAAAAUUUGUCGUGAAUGACUCUAGAAAUUUGCAGAUGUGAGUUUAAUAAUCUAGACGAAUAUCCGGCAGUUGUUUAGCGCAUAAAUAAAUAAUCUCCUCACUUUU